CUUCCUAUGGGGACUGAAAACCAAGUGAGGAGAUGAAGGAUUGCACCGUACCACACCAGAAAAUACAGAGAAGAUAGACACCGCAGAUACAUCUUGGCCAUCACCCAAGGAACAACUGCACAGCUGUGGGAAGACAUCCAGUCCCUUCACAGCAUUGCUCAACACAGAGGUGGUUGGGCAGUGAAGCCAUCAUCUGGAAAUCCGUCGGGUCUGGGGAGCUUUGACAUAUCAUCAGAUUUGAAACUGGUCAGUGGUGUGGAGGCUUCCAUCAGAGGCAACCUUUCCGAAGGUUUGGCUGUGGGUGAUCAGUCAGAGUGAGGCUGGGCAGAAGAGUCAGUGGACUCCAAGUGUGGUGAAAGCCUCAUGAUCCACUGACUCAUUUUAGCGGGUGUGAGGAGGGCCCUGUGGAUAUUUACAUUCUCCUAACACAUUUAGUGCAUUUGUUAAAAAUCUGUCAACACGACUGGCACAUGGAAGAGAAACCAUUCAAGUGUGAAAUUUGUGAUAAAACAUUUGUGAAAUUAUAUACCCUUCAAAUACACCAGAGAGUUCACACUGGGGAGAAAUCCUUCAAGUGUGAGGUCUGUGACCGAUCCUUUGCACACUCAUCAACACUGGUGAAUCACCGACGCAUUCACACAGGAGAGAAGCCUUUCAAGUGUGAGGUGUGCAACAAAUCCUUUUCUAAAUCAUGGAGCCUGCUGAUGCAUCAACCCAUUCACACAGGAGAGAAGCCGUUCACGUGUGAGGUGUGUGACAAAUCCUUCUCCAAGUCAUCAGCUCUUCGCCUGCACCAACGUACUCACACAGGGGAGAAACCAUUCACGUGCACAAUAUGUGACAAAUCAUUCUCACAGUUGCCGAAUCUCCACACACACCAACGCAGUCACACAGGAGAGAAACCAUUUAUCUGCGAGGUGUGCGACAAAUCAUUCUCUCAGUCUUCACACCUUCGUGUACACCAACGCAUUCACACUGGUGAGAAACCAUUCACGUGUGCCGUGUGCAAUCAGUCAUUUUCGCGGUCAUCAACCCUCCUUGACCACCAACGCAGUCACACAGGAGAGAAACCGUACACAUGUGGAUUGUGUAACAAAUCAUUCUCACGGCCAACGCACCUUCUUGAACACCAAUACAUUCACACAGGGGAGAAACCUUACACAUGUGAAGUGUGUGACAAAUCAUUCUCAGACUCAUCGACUCUCCGCACCCACCGACGAAUUCACACAGGGGAGAAACCAUUCACCUGUGAGGUGUGUGAUAAAUCAUUCUCUGAGUUAUCAAAACUCAGGAGACACCAGAGGAUUCACACAGGCGAGAAACCAUUCAGGUGUGAGGUUUGUGCAAAGGCCUUCACCCAAUCCUCCACGUUCCAGAGGCACCAGAGGAUUCACACAGGGGAGAAACGCUUCCAGUGUGAGGUUUGUAACAAAGCUUUCACACGCUUAUCAAACCUGGUCAUCCAUCAGAAGAUCCACACUGGAGAGAAAAAGGUAGGGUGUGAACUUUGUGACCGAGCUUUUAUACAUUUUUCGAGGCUAGUGAGUCACCGACGCAUUCAUACUGGGGAGAAACCAUUCAAAUGCGAGGUUUGUGACCAAGCUUUUGCACACUCAUCUACACUCGUAAAUCACCGACGCAUUCACACUGGGGAGAAGCCAUUCAAAUGUGAAGUGUGCAACAAAUCAUUCUCGCGGUCAUCAACCUUCCUCAUGCACCAGUACAUUCAUACGGGAGAGAAACCAUUCACUUGUGAGGUGUGUAUCAAAUCGUUCUCUGAUUUAUCAAGCCUUCGUGCUCACGAGCGUACUCAUAACAGAGAGAAACUGUUUACUUGUGAAAUAUGUGACAAAGCCUUCACACAGUCAUCGAACCUCCUGCGCCAUCAGACAAUCCACACAGGGGAGAAGCCCUUCAAGUGUGAGGUUUGUGGUAAAACUUUCCCGACAUCUACCAGGCUUCUGAUGCAUCACAGGAUUCACACAGGAGAGAAACACUUCAGAUGUGAGGUUUGUGAGAUGGCUUUCACUCAAUACUCACAUCUCCUGAUGCACCAGAGGAUUCACACAGGGGAGAAGCCUUUUAAAUGUGAGGUGUGUGAUCGAGCCUUCACACAGCCAUCGACGCUCAUGCAACAUCGACGCAUUCACACUGGGGAGAAACCGUUCACAUGUCAUAUGUGCAACAAAUCAUUUUCGCGGUCAUCGACCCUCCGUGACCACCAACGCACUCACACAGGGGAGAAACCAUUCACAUGUGAGCUGUGUGACAAAGCCUAUAGGCACUUGUCAACACUCCUGGCUCAUCAGAGGAUCCACACUUGAACUGGGAGGUUUGCGUUGAUGUUCUCUUUCAGUCUUCAAUCCUGCUGAAUAUCAUGGAAUUCCCAAAGGAGAAAAGGCAUCCAGGUGUGAGAACGUGUGUCAAAG
Messenger RNA from Rhincodon typus (whale shark), 2429 nucleotides. Its product is annotated as zinc finger protein 91-like. The transcript has 4 exons. The record is from RefSeq and is a predicted model, not a curated record. The coding region runs from base 471 to 2324 and encodes 617 amino acids. Lineage: Eukaryota; Metazoa; Chordata; Chondrichthyes; Orectolobiformes; Rhincodontidae. Gene Ontology annotation, molecular function: DNA-binding transcription repressor activity, RNA polymerase II-specific. Gene Ontology annotation, biological process: negative regulation of transcription by RNA polymerase II.